AUGGUUAAUCGAAAAUGCACAGUGUGUGACAAUCCGCAGGCUCCAAAUUAUCAUUUUGGAGCAAGAGCUUGUAAGGUUAGUUUUUUUUGUUUUUAAUUUAUUGCUGGUAAAAUUGAAUAGAUUCCAAGAUUAUUUUGUGAAAAAAAAAUGUUAUCUCGAAAAAUUCACAAGUCACAAAUUUUUUAUUGGAAAUUGUCUGAUUUCGCGGCAAAAUUUGAGGGAAUUUUUGUGGGAAAUUCAGAAAUUUAUUGAGGAUCAUAAUUUUGUUUGAAAAAUAAUUUUUUUACUGCAAAAUUUAUCUUGACCAAAAAUAAAUUAGAUUAAUUUUACAUUUUCAGAAAAAUAUGAGGAAUUUUUUGUAACUCUGGUUUUUUUGACACAAAAAGUACAGUAUUCCCAUUUGAUCUCAUGAAAUACAGUACUCUCAUCAAGUUAACUUCUAGUGUCAAGUACGAUCCAAAAAUAAAAAAAAACAUGUGAUCUAUUUGAAUUAGAGUGACGUCAUCAUUGUGAGUAUUAUUUUAACAAAUAAAUUUUGAAAUAAAUGAAAAAAAAACAACAAAAAAAUCGAAAAACAAAAAUUAAAACUGUGAAUUCAGGCUUGACUCACAGCAAAUUCAAGCUUAAAAAUACUGAGAUUUCUCGAUUUCUGAAAAUCAUUUUUUUUUAUUCACAAGCUUCAAGGUUGAAAAUACUGAGAUUUCCCGAUUUAUUCACAAAAUCUUGCCGGGUGGGUUCCAGAAAGCCUCCCAAAGGCCUGAGGCCCCAAAAAAUCCCGAAUCAAAAUUCAAAUUUAAAUCCAAAAAACUUACCUUCACCAGUUUCAUGCCCCGCUCCCUUCCCAAAUUCAAAUCCAAAAAUCCCCCCCCCCCCAAAUUCAAAAAGCUUACCUUCCCCAGAUUCCCUCCCCGUUCCCUUCCCAGAUUCAAAUCCAAAACCCCCCCCCUCCCAAAAAAGUUCUAAAGACUUACCUUCCCCAUGCCCUCCCCCGCAUCCCUUCCCAAAAUAAACUAACUUCCAGGCUUGCGCCGCAUUCUUCCGCCGCUCCAUCUCCAUGGAUCAACAAUACGAGUGUCAAGACAAUCCGGCAAACAUCUAUCCAUCAUGCAAUAUUUAUUAUCAAUCCAGAUUCAAUUGUAGACAUUGUCGACUUCUCAAGUGCUUCAAUUCCGGGAUGAGUAAAGAUUGUGAGUGUUUUUGAGAUCUGGAAAAUCAAAAAUUGUUUGAAAAUUGUUUAAAAAUUCCAGUGGUCCAGGCAAAAAGUGUGGUCAAAUUGAACAAGCGAAAAUUCAAAAAUCAACGAGCGAUUCAACCAAACCUGCAACUUCCCCACUACGAACCUCCUCAAUUCUACCAAACCAGCGAAAAUGAGUGGGACUACGAGACUCCGCAAAAACUCAUGCGAUACGACGAUCCAAACUUGAUGUGUGCUGAAGAGCUCAACCAACUCAUCUCAUUCCAACCGAUCUCGUUCGAACCAUCAACUUCCGAGACUGUUUAUAGCGAUGAUUUUGCUGAAAAUGAGAUUAGAUCUAGGCUGAAUAGUUUUGCUGAACAUCGAGAUUUCGGGGAGGAUUUUCAGGCUUAUCAGACUUCUGAUUUCUAUGUGGAUCAGUGUUUAAACCUGAAUCGGGGGAGGAAGAUGACAUUUACGGAGGUGGAUGUUACUACGAUUUUUGAUGAUGCAAAUUGUUUAUGUGUGAGUUGAGGGCAAAAAAAACUACAAGGCUCCGCAUUUACGCCACUAACCUUAAAUUUGCCUUGACGAUUUCAAAGAUUUGAAAUUUUCAAAAUGAUGAGAAAUCAAAAUGAAUCUCUUGGAACGUGAAAAAAUUAGGUCACGGAAAAUUUUUUUUUUGAAAUUUAAUUUAGUUUUAAUAUUGGAUGUUUUCUAAAAAGAGUUCAAAAAUCUGCCACGUCAUAACUCACAGCAAUUUUCCAGCCCUUCAAAAUCUCCGACCUCCGCCAAUUCGACCACCGCGAAUACACCACCCGCAAACGCCCCGAAUACACCAUCAUCCUCAACUACAUCACCAAAUUCCCCGAAUUCAAUCAAUUCUCCGUGUCCGAGAAGAGCAUUCUCUACCGAACCGCAAUCGGUGUCGAUCUUUUGGCCGAUCAGAUGUUCUACUCUGACGCGUUGUUCAAAAAAUCGGAUGUUAUGGUUCUGACAAACGGCUGGUUCAUCAAUAUGAAUCCACUACCAACGCCGGAAUCCGAGAAGUUUUCGGGGAAUUUUUUGUCGGAUGAUGAUUUUCGAAAGUAUGAGUGAGUUGGGCUGAAUCUCAGGCUUAAAUUCCAGCCAAAAUGUUGUUUUGCAGAUGGUGGAUGAAUAUGAAACGGCGACAAUGGUUGAAUGUUGUACAACCAUUGAAGCGACUAAAUUUAUCAUUCACCGAAUUCUCGCUCUUCAAAGCCAUGAUUAUUUGGCAUCACAGUAAGUAGAUCUUCUCUCCGCUUCACUUUAGAAAAAAAAACCUUCCAGACUACUUCAAAUUAACCGAAUCGGGUCGUCGAAUCUGCGAACGUCAACGCGAUCUGAUCCUCAAAUCGCUUCUCGUCAUCUGCGCCGACGAGGGCUACGACAAUCCGCAAUUACGGGUGGCCGAUCUGAUCACAGCUAUGUCUUGUAUAAUGAUCGAGAUUCAUGAGAUGCUUGCAAAUUAUAUCGAGGGAACCAUGUUCGACAUGAUCAUUGAUCCAACUUUGACUAAUAUUAUCAGUUAUCAAUACUAA
Messenger RNA from Caenorhabditis angaria, 2736 nucleotides. NCBI's taxonomy places the organism in Eukaryota, Metazoa, Nematoda, Chromadorea, Rhabditida, Rhabditidae. The record is from the annotation of a GenBank genome assembly.